GCUCCACCUGGGUGCGGCGAGGAAAUUGCACCAUGUAUGGGCAGCUACGUCAGAGGGGGCGGACCCGCCUCUGUGGCUGGGGGAUACCAAGUCCUCCUCUUUCCCCACGGAAAGGCGGCUACCCGACUGUAGGAGGCGUCGAAAAGUUCGGGGCGGACUGGCAAAAAUCAGCGCAUCUGAGAGGCGGAGCUCUGAGGUGACCCGAGCCUCGCGCAACGCCCCCCACCCCCAGUCGAAGUGGUUCAGCCCGAGGACUUCAUUCAUAAAAAGAAAAGACUCCGUGAGGAGCGAGUGAGUCAGAAUCCAAGCCGCCGACGCGGACCCCACAGAGCAGCCAGCCCAGGGCAUGUUCCGAGACUUCGGGGAACCCGGACCCAGCUCCGGGGCCGGUGGUGCGUACGGCGGCCCGGCGCAGCCUCCCGCUACAGGCCAGCAGAAAUUCCACCUCGUGCCAAGCAUCAACGCUGUGAGUGGCAGCCAGGAGCUGCAGUGGAUGGUUCAGCCUCACUUCCUGGGACCCAGCAGCUACCCUAGGCCUCUGGCUUAUCCCCAGUACAGCCACCCAGUACAGUCCCCCCGGCCAGGAGUCAUCCGGGCCCUGGGGCCACCUCCAGGGGUGCGUCGACGUCCCUGUGAACAGCCCGGAGGAGGAGGAGCGCCGUCGAGUGAGGCGCGAGCGAAACAAGCUGGCCGCGGCCAAGUGCAGGAACCGGAGGAAGGAACUGACCGACUUCCUGCAGGCGGUGAGCACCAGCCGGAGACCGACAAACUAGAGGACGAGAAAUCGGGGCUGCAGCGGGAGAUUGAGGAGCUGCAGAAGCAGAAAGAGCGGCUGGAGUUAGUGCUCGAAGCCCACCGCCCCAUCUGCAAAAUCCCGGAAGGGGCUAGGGAGAGCAACACUGGCGGCACAGGCGGCACCAGCGGUACCAGCGGUACCAGCGGCACCAACAGCCCACCAGCCUCCUCCCGCCCUGUGCCUUGUAUCUCCCUUUCCCCGAGGCCUGUGCUUGAACCUGAAGCAUUGCACACCCCCACACUCAUGACCACCCCCUCUCUGACUCCUUUCACCUCCAAUCUGGUCUUCACCUACCCCAGCACCCCUGAGCCCUGUGGCUCAGCCCACCGCAGGAGUAGCAGCAGUAGUGGGGACCCAUCCUCUGACCCCCUUGGCUCCCCCACUCUCCUGGCCUUAUGAGGCACCCCAGCCCUCCUCCUUGUGGGUGCCCCCUAGCCAACAUCUUCUCAUCCAUUGGUCCAGCUGGCCUGGGCCAUAUUCCAUGCCCAACCCCAGCAGGUUCUUCUCCAUCCCUCCAGAUGAGACUGAGCAUAUUUUGCUUCCUGGUAGAGCUAGCUUGGGACCACCAAAGCUGCCCACUGUUUUAGAGCUGGCCUCUCUAGCACAAUUUGCACUAAAUCAGAGACAAAAUAUUUCCCAUUUGUGCAGAACUCCUGGCAGCCCCAAAGGACUUUGUAGAUCCCUAGAGGUCCUCUGGAGCCCUAACCCCCUCCGGACCACCCCUGUAGUCGUCAUAUCCCUCUUCCUGUGAUCCACACAACCCUACCCCUUGACAGGUGAUAUGCUACCAGCCUAGAACACUAACUCACCCAGCCCCACUGCCAGCAGGACCAGGUGAUUGAACCAGGGCAUUUUGCCUGCCUCUCCUGAAUGGCACAGCUCCAGUGUCAGAGGAUUCUGUGAUGAGCUGACUUCCAGCUCCCAGCUCUGAGAAGACUUUAGCUCCAGGGAAUCCAAGCCUCCACCACAAGGGCAGCUGCUAUUUAUUUUCCUAAAGAGUAUUUUUAUACAAACCUGCCAAAAUGGAAUAAAAGGCUUGAAGCUCUG
Pteropus alecto (black flying fox) is the source of this 1843-nucleotide messenger RNA. RefSeq names its product FOS like 1, AP-1 transcription factor subunit (gene FOSL1). Gene Ontology annotation, cellular component: nucleus. The record is from RefSeq and is a predicted model, not a curated record. The coding region runs from base 347 to 1195 and encodes 282 amino acids. Lineage: Eukaryota; Metazoa; Chordata; Mammalia; Chiroptera; Pteropodidae. Gene Ontology annotation, molecular function: RNA polymerase II cis-regulatory region sequence-specific DNA binding; DNA-binding transcription factor activity, RNA polymerase II-specific. Gene Ontology annotation, biological process: regulation of transcription by RNA polymerase II. The transcript has 4 exons.